AUGGAACAAAGCGUGGUCAAAGCACCUGGAUCCGAUCAACUAAAACGUAGUGAAUCAUCGAGAAGAAUAUUGAUUCCAGUGGGUGCGGGUACAGACUCUAGACAAGCAUUAAUCUGGUAUGGUGACAAUAUCAAACAUCAUGGUGAUUUGAUCAUCUUUGUGCACAUCAUUGAUCCUGUAUUCCCAACACAUUUGUCUGCACUUUCAAUUGAACAUGAGUCAAUGCUGUUUGUAUCAUCAUUUUGCAUACCUGAUGGGGAAUUACGUACUGCAAAAUCUAUAUGUCAACAAUUGGUACGUGAAGCGAGUAAACUCGGAGUUAAUUCUGAGGCAUUGAUUCAAAUCGAUACAAAACCUGGUCCAGCUUUAGUAAAGUUGAUAUCAGAGAAGAAGAUUGAUAUUGUUGUUAUGCCUAAUCGUGGUUUAGGAUUCUGGCGAUGCAAUUUCAUUGGUAGUGUCAGUUCAUAUAUACUACAUCAUUCAAAUAUUCCAGUAUCAAUUGUCCCAUCAUCGUACAAUCAUUCAUGA
Messenger RNA from Heterobilharzia americana, 528 nucleotides. NCBI's taxonomy places the organism in Eukaryota, Metazoa, Platyhelminthes, Trematoda, Strigeidida, Schistosomatidae. The record is from the annotation of a GenBank genome assembly.